GCUCGGCCCACUUCGCCGUCCGGCUGCUGCGCGGCGUUGCCUGGCCGCCACCCUCUGUGCCCUGUGUAGGCUGUGGGGAGAGGCCGCGGCGGCGCGGGGAGAAUUGGGGGAAGCCGAGGGCGCGGAAGGUGGCGGCGUGGAGUAGUUGCUCUCGCUUGUGAUUAAAACCGAAGCAGCGCUGGCGAAGAACGGACAUGCUUCACACUCGUCUGCAGUUGCUUGUGUUGUGCUACGUCGUUUACCCGAAAAGGAGAGGCUGAGACCUUGUUAUUUUCAUCCUUGACUUCUCGGGUUAUGAUAUAACUGUAAUAAUAAAGCAAAAACUGCGGAAAGAGCACCUGGGAACUGAGCAUGGUAGGAUCUUGAACAAAAAUAGCUGGUGUCGACGAAAAGAGGAAGGGAAGGAAUGGCAUCCCGAGAAAGGCUGUAUGAGCUUUGGAUGCUUUACUGCAGUAAGAAAGAUCCAGAUUACCUGAAGCUCUGGUUGGAUAGUUUUGUUUCUAGCUAUGAACAGUUUCUGGAUGUGGACUUUGAGAAGCUGCCAACUAGGGUGGAUGACAUUCCUCCAGGAAUAUCACUGCUUCCUGAUAACAUUCUUCAGGUCCUCAGGCUCCAGCUGCUACAGUGUGUCCAGAAAAUGUCAGAUGGCCUAGAAGAGCAGCAGCAGGCUCUGUCACUUUUACUUGUGAAAUUCUUUAUCAUCCUUUGCAGAAAUUUGGCUAAUGUGGAGGAGAUUGGGAUGUGUUCAUACAUUAACCAUGUUAUCACCAUGACAACGUUAUACAUUCAACAGUUAAAAAGCAAAACAAAAGAAAAAGAAGUGGCAGAUCAGACCCCCAUAGAAGAAUUUGUGCGACAUGCCUUGGCUUUUUGUGAAAGUCUCUACGAUCCAUAUCGAAACUGGAGGCAGCAAAUUGCAGGACGUUUCAUUAGUACAGUUGAAAAGAGCAGACAGAAGUAUAAACCAGCUUCCCUCACUGUUGAGUUUGUCCCUUUCUUUUACCAAUGCUUUCAAGAAAGUGAACAUCUCAAGGAAAGCCUGAAAUGUUGCCUGCUGCAUCUCUUUGGAGCUAUUGUGGCUGGUGGUCAGAGGAAUGCUCUUCAAGCAGUAUCUCCUGCCACCAUGGAAGUCUUGAUGCGUGUUUUAGCAGACUGUGACAACUGGGAUGACAGGAACCCUGAGGAAGUGAGCAGGAAGGCAGAGCUAACUCUGAAAUGCCUGACAGAAGUUGUCCAUAUCCUUCUAACCAGCAGUUCUGACCAGCGGCAAGUGGAGACGAGUACAAUAUUGGAGAACUAUUUCAAGUUGCUUAAUUCAGACCAUUCAGCUUUACCUAAUGCAAGGCGGUGCAGGCAGUGGGAGAGCAGGUUCAUAGCACUACAAAUCCAAAUGCUGAAUACCAUCACAGCCAUGUUAGACUGCACAGAUAGGCCUGUUCUGCAGGCAAUUUUCCUUAACAGUAACUGCUUUGAGCAUCUCAUUCGACUGUUGCAGAACUGCAAGCUGUUUUUAAAUGCUAACAAUAAAGUGGCAGACAAGAGUGAGAAAGACCUUGCCAACAAAUUACUGACAGAAAUGAAUGAGGACCAGGUGUUUCAGGGACAUCUAGACCGCUUGGCAGUGUCAACCAUUCAAGCCCUCACAGCAGUAAUGCACAAGUCUCCAGCUGCUAAGGAGGUCUUCAAGGAGAGGAUUGGUUAUGCGCACAUAUAUGAGGUACUAAAAUCGCUGGGUCAACCCUCACGGGAAUUGCUGGAAGAACUCAUGAAUAUGGCUGUUGAAGGUGACCACAUGGCUGUUGGGAUCCUAGGCAUUAGUAAUGUCCAGCCCUUAUUGCUGCUUAUCCAGUGGCUUCCAGAAUUAGAGUCACAUGACCUGCAGAUUUUCAUCUCAAAUUGGUUGAGGCGAAUCUGCUGUAUUAACAGACAGAGUCGUGCCACGUGUGUCAAUGCGAACAUGGUUAUCCGUAUCAUUGAGACGCUAAAUUCCCACUCUGCGCUCCAUUGUACUUGUGCAGAGAACCUCAUUGCCCUUCUGGGCUCUUUGGGGAGCCAGUCAAUGGGCUCAGAAGAACUGCUUCAACUAAUACGGCUCCUGAGGACUGAGGAACCAAAACGUGCUCACCCUUAUGUUGUUCCAGUGAUGCGAGCCAUUCUAGCAAUGGCUCGGAAGCAGGGCAUGGCUAGUGCCUUGCAGUAUUUCAACUUGUACCACAGCAUGGCCGGAAUUGCAGUUCCAUCAAUUCAUAAGUGGCCAGGCUCUGCGUUUUCUUUCAACGCUUGGCUCUGCCUUGACCAGGACCGCGUGGACCCUAGCACGACUACCAAAAGUGGCAAGAGGAAGCAACUCUAUAGCUUUUUUACAGGAAGUGGUAUGGGUUUUGAAGCAUUUAUCACAUGCUCUGGAGUAUUGGUGGUUGCAGUUUGUACGAAGAGGGAAUAUGCAACAGUGAUGCUGCCUGACCAUUGCUUUUUUGACUCCCUCUGGCACAACAUAACUAUUGUUCACAUGCCUGGAAAGAGGCCCUUUGGUCAGAGCCUUGUGUACAUCUAUGUCAAUGGACAGCAGAAAAUCUCUGCCCCACUUCGAUUCCCUGCCAUGAAUGAAUCUUUUACUUCCUGCUGUAUUGGUUCAGCUGGUCAAAGAACAACAACUCCUCCUCCAUCUCAGAUACCAGAUCCUCCUUUUUCCUCCCCUAUUAUGCCCCAUCGGACAUCACUUGGGGGCAUACUGACUACAGGAAAUUGGGGUGGGAUGCUUGGAAAACCAGAGCUCAUCACCAAGAUGAUCUCAGCAGGGACUCAGGACAGUGAAUGGGGGUGUCCAACAUCUUUGGAAGGCCAGCUUGGAUCAGUUAUCAUCUUUCAUGAAGCACUACAACCUCCUCAGGUGAAAGCAUUAUAUUUAGCAGGUCCAAACUGUUUAACUCCAUGGAAGUCUCAAGAGGCUGAAGUAGCAGAUCUCCCCAGUAAGGUGCUGCUUCAUUAUACACCAAAGGCCUGCAGAAACCCAAUUUGUCUUGAUCUGUCUGCAAAUCUUUUACACGGAAGACUAACUGGAAACAAAGUAGUGAACUGGGACAUCAAGGAUAUGAUCAACUGUAUUGGUGGAGUAAAUGUGCUGUUUCCGUUGCUGGAGCAGAUCAGCUUUCUUGGUGGACAGAUGCCUGAGAAGUCUGAAGGGGAAACUCUACCUCCAGAACUGGUUACUCCUGUAGAGGGAGACUGGGUGGUAUUGUCAUCCACGAAGGCAUCAGAAGCACGCUUGGAGAAGAACAUUGUUGCAACUUUCAUCUUGAUGAUAAAACACUUUAUUCAGAGACACCAUGUUAAUCAAGAAAAUCUCAUUCACUCCCAUGGAGUUGCCACCCUAGGAGCCUUGUUACAGAAGGUGCCAAGCAACUUAAUGGAUGUGAAUGUACUGAUGGCUGUACAGUUGUUGAUAGAGCAAGUCUCAGUAGAAAAGAACAUGCAGCUUUUGCAACAGAUGUAUCAACACUUACUUUUUGACUUCAGUAUCUGGAACAGUGGGGACUUUCCCUUCAGAAUUGGACAUAUACAAUAUCUUUCUACUAUCAUCAAAGACAGCAGAAGACUAUUCAGAAAGAAAUAUGGUGUGCAGUUUCUUCUAGACACACUCAGGAUUUAUUAUGGGAAUGGCUGUAAGGACAGUGAUUUGGCUCCUGAUGACCUGAGAACAAUACGGACAUCCCUCUAUGGACUGAUCAAAUAUUUCCUGAGCAAAGGUGGAACACAUGAAGAAAUACAGAGCAUUGUAGGAUACAUAGCUGCCACCAGUGAAGAGGAGCAGCUCUGUGGAAUUCUGGACGUUCUCUUCAGCCUACUUCAUUCCAGCCCGAGCCCAGACCAGCUUUUUUUAUUGCUUUUUGAACCAGGGAAUGCUGAUAUCCUUUACGCUCUGUUAUUGCAUCAAAGAUACUCUGACAGGCUUAGAGAACUUGUGUUCAAGAUUGUAGAAGAGAUGCUGAAAUGUACUAAAGUUUAUGAACGUAGCAAGCACCGUAUGAGACUCAGGGAAGUGGGAUACUCUGGACUGGGGCUCCUUCUGAAUGAAUCGUCAGUUACUGUUUCUCUUAUUAAAAACCUUCUUAACCAAGUUCUGUAUGCAGAUCCUGCUGUGAAUUAUAAAGAUCUCAUAGCUGUAGUACAUCUGGCUCAUAGAUCAGAUAUAAACGUGAGAGUGGUUAUCUGUAGAAAGGUUUUGCACCUUUUGCAUUCCCAACUGGAUGCAGCACAACAGAUUUCUCUGCAGCUGGGCUGGCAGGACACUUUGAUUAGACUGUUCCUGAAAGAAAACUCAGAGGUCCGGAUUGGCUUUAAAGAGAACAGGGCCGAUUCCUCAAGGGAAGAGGAAAAAAAGCCUCCUGCUGAAGAGCUUCAGAAACAUCAACCUGAUAAGACAGAGGGAGACAAAACUGGCAGCUUUGCAUCUGUUAAUGGUCUGUUUGAUCAGUGGAGUUUAGAAGACAACAAAUCCCUGGAUGUCCCUGCUCAUUUCUCUGUUAUGCCACUGGAAGAUGCAUCCACAGCAGAGAUGUCUUUUAGGUCGGAGGACCAAGAAGAAUUAUGGCACAGCAAUCCUUCACAUUUGAGUUUAGAUCUGUCCAGUGUUGACUCUUAUGAACUGGCUGAUGUUGUGAAUCAGAUGACAGAUAGCCAGCCCAGCACACCAUCACCUACAGAGAACACAAAACCAUUCUCUGGGCAGCCUGACAAAGAGCUGGGCAUUAUAAAUGAUGUGGGUUUCACCACUGAUCUUUCUUUAUUUGAAAACCAAGGAGGGGGUGACAAUGAACUCAUACAGUUACUUACAGACAUCCUACUGUGUAUAAUGUGGAAAGGCAUUGAAAAAUCUGAUGAUGAUGCUUGGAUUGAGAGAGGACAGGUGUUUUCUGCACUGACCAAACUGGGAAUAUCUAAUGAGUUGCUGCGACCUUCUGAUGAGAUAAAACUCAACUUGCUGGAGAAGAUGUUAGAAUGGUCAGUCACUGAUAACAGAGAUUCAAAAGCUCUCCCUACACAUGCUGAAAAUGCCUUCAAGCUCUUGCUAAUUGUACAAGAUUUCCUGCAGGCAGAAGGACUAGUUAAUUCAAAUUUAUGGACAGAAAAGCUCUUGGAAGAACUAGUGACUCUCAUGGAUAGCCUAUCAGUCUGGUAUUCUGCUGGCCUAGAAGCAACCAAGCUUUCACAGGUGCAAGUCCAAUUGCUCCUUGGAUUCAUUGCACAAGAUAACUUACAGGUCUGUGCUAUGGCAGCAGCCAAACUAAACACCCUCCUUCAGACCAAAGUAAUUGAGAGCCAGCCUGAAGCAUGCUAUCUCUUGGGGAAGCUGGAAGGCAUCUUGAGUAGAUCAAUUGAAGAGAAGACAGAAACUUACUCAUUUUUGAUUCCCCUUGUUCGGACAUUGGUAUCCAAGAUUUAUGAACUUCUCUUCAUGAACCUGCAUCUCCCUUCAUUGCCUUCUACCAAUGGCAGCCCGUCUUUCUUUGAGGACUUUCAAGAAUACUGCAGCUCCGAUGAGUGGCAAGUUUAUAUUGACAAAUAUAUUAUUCCAAAUAUGAAACAGUAUGAAGAGAAUUCAUUCAGACAUGAUCAUGAGCAGAUGGCACUUUAUUGGAAAGAUUGUUAUGAAGCAUUUAUGGUGAACAUGCACAAGCGAGACCGGGACAGAGGAGAAAGUAAGCUUAAAUUUCAGGAGCAUUUUGUGGAACCAUUCAGCAGAAAGGCUCGACAGGAAAAUCUACGGUACAACAGUAUGCUAAAGCAACUUAAUAGUCAACACACAGCUACUCUGAGGCAGUGGAGAGCAGCCCAGCUUUACUUGCUCUCUGAACGUGGUCCUUGGUCUGAAAUGAAACACCAUCCUAUUCACUGGAAACUUUCAAAUGUGGAAAAUUUUUCACGUAUGAGGCUAAAACUUGUGCAGAAUUACAACUUCAACUCUCAUCAGGAUGCUAGUGACCUGAGAGAUAAUUUAGGUGUGCACCAGACACAGCCCUCUAGUGAGUCUCUGCUUCUGGAGGUGGUGAAGCAGGUGAAAGUGAGCGACUUGGAAGAUGACGUUCUUGAACUGCCAGAUGAAGACACAGCAGCUAGUUCCAAUUUGGAUGAUAAGGAUGAGCAAAGUCAGAAAGAAAAGCUAAUACUGUCUGAAGACUGUGAACUCAUUACAGUAAUUGAUGUGAUACCUGGCAGGCUGGAGAUCACUACCCAGCACAUCUAUUUCUUUGAUGGUAGCAUUGAAAAAGAGGAAGGGGUAGGUUUUGAUUUCAAAUGGCACCUCUCUCAAAUUCGAGAGAUACAUUUGCGUCGGUACAACCUGAGGAGGUCAGCUUUGGAGAUCUUCCUUACAGAUCAAACCAACUAUUUCCUCAACUUCAAUAAGGAGGUACGAAACAAAGUAUAUAGUCGAAUAUUGUCACUGCGUUCUCCAAAUAUUUCUGGGACUAGAUCUCCACAGGAACUUUUUAAAGCUUCAGGUUUGAUGCAGAAAUGGGUGAACAGAGAAAUAUCCAACUUUGACUACCUUAUUCAGCUGAACACAAUGGCAGGACGAACUUACAAUGACCUUGCUCAAUAUCCUGUGUUCCCCUGGAUUUUACGAGAUUAUACUUCAGAAGAACUGGACUUGAAUAACCCUGCAGUCUUCAGAGAUCUGUCCAAACCCAUAGGGGUGGUAAAUGAAAAGAAUGCUAAGACUGUGAAAGAGAAAUAUGAGAAUUUUGAGGAUCCCCUUGGGAUAAUUGACAAAUUUCACUAUGGGACACACUACUCAAAUGCUGCUGGUGUCAUGCAUUACCUCAUUCGGGUAGAACCUUUCACAACACUUCAUAUCCAGCUACAAAGUGGCAGAUUUGACUGUGCUGACAGGCAGUUCCACUCUAUUCCUGCUACCUGGCAGGCGCUUAUGGACAACCCCAAUGAUGUCAAGGAACUUAUUCCAGAGUUCUUCUAUUUCCCAGAGUUCCUGGAGAAUCAAAAUGGUUUUAACUUGGGUCAGCUUCAAAUAUCCAGAGAGGUGGUAAAUGAUGUUGUUCUCCCCAAAUGGGCCCACUCCCCAGAAGACUUCAUUUAUAAACACAGGAAGGCUCUGGAGUCUGAGUACGUUUCUGCUCAUCUUCAUGAAUGGAUAGAUUUGAUUUUUGGCUACAAGCAGAGGGGACCAGCUGCAGUGGAGGCACUCAAUGUGUUCUAUUAUUGUACUUAUGAAGGGGCUGUGGAUUUGGAUGCUUUAACAGAUGAGAAAGAAAGGAAAGCUUUAGAAGGAAUGAUAAACAAUUUUGGGCAAACUCCCUGUCAGCUCUUAAAGGAGCCCCAUCCGCAAAGGCUGUCAGCAGAAGAGGUAGUGCAAAGACUAACUAAAAGUGAUACCUCUACUCUGAAUCUCUUCCAGCACCUCACUGAACUGAAGUCAUUCUUCAUAGAGGGAAUCAGUGAUGGUGUGCCCAUCAUCAAAGCUGUUGUCCCCAGGAAUCAGUCACGUUCCUUUAUUUCUCAGGGAAGCCCAGAGAUCUUGGUAACAGCAAGUCUGAACUGCAUUAUUGGAACUCAUGGUUGGCUACCUUAUGAUAAAAAUAUCUCCAACUAUUUUACAUUCAUCAAAGAUACCACAGUGACUAACCCCAAAACACAACGCAAUAUGAGUGGUCCUUUUGCACCGGGGCUGGAGAUCACCUCUAAGUUGUUUGCAGUAUCCCAUGAUGCAAAACUGCUCUUUAGUGGAGGACACUGGGACAAUAGCAUCAGAGUGACAUCUCUUACAAAAGGCAAGCUGAUUGGACAGCACAUCAGGCACAUGGAUAUUGUGACCUGCUUGGCAAUAGACUACUGUGGAAUUCAUUUAAUUUCAGGCUCCAGAGAUACUACCUGUAUGAUAUGGCAAAUAGUUCAGCAGGGAGGAGUGCCUGUAGGCCUGGCAUCUAAGCCAUUACAGAUCCUUUAUGGGCAUACUGAUGAAGUUUCGAGUGUUGGCAUCAGCACUGAACUGGAUAUGGCUGUGUCAGGAUCCAGGGAUGGGACUGUUAUUGUCCGCACUAUUCGGAAAGGUCAGUACGUGAGGACUUUGCGACCACCUUGUGAGAGUUCUCUCCUGCUGACUGUUCCCAAUCUGGCUGUGUCGUGGGAAGGCCAUAUAGUUGUCCACACCAGCAUAGAAGGAAAGACUACUCUUAAGGAUAAGAAUGCAUUACAUCUUUAUUCUGUCAAUGGAAAAUAUCUGGGUUCUGAGACUCUGAAGGAGGAAGUGUCAGAUAUGUGUGUGACUGGCGAGUAUAUCGUGAUGGGCAGCUUACAGGGAUUUCUUUCCAUACGGGAUCUCUACAGCCUCAGUCUGAGCAUCUCCCCCUUAGCCAUGCGACUGCCAAUUCAUUGCAUUUCUGUCACCAAAGAGUAUAGCCACAUCCUUGUUGGCUUGGAGGAUGGCAAGUUGAUUAUCGUUGGUGUUGGCAAGCCAGCAGAGGUAAAACCCACCAUCAAGAACUUUUUCUACCGAACAGUGGGAAGUUCACUGAUUUCUGCUUUCCAGUUGAGCAAGAGGUCUCCUCUAUGGCAGGAUGCGCUCAGGUCAGCUUUCCCGAAAGCUGUGGGGAUCAAGCAAACGGCUCAGCCAGAUUUCAUCAGGAGAGACUGAAUAUAACACUCAAGAUUCCAAGUGAUUGCUGCUUCUACCUUCUCUCAUGGAUUCCAGAAACAUGUUUAAUCUUUUGGUCACUUUAAAUGUAUAUAUCAACUUUCAGGGGCUUGAUUCUUAAGUCUGUUGAAGAUGAACCUAUAGUAGAGGUAUAGUAAUAUGCAUAUGUACUCAUGCAAGUUAGCUUGCUUGCAUAUCUUUCCUUAACUGUGUUGACCUGGUCACAGCAGAAUCCCUUUCUAAAUAGCUGCUAAAACUGUGUUUCAGGAAAAAAAUAAAUAAAAAAAUAAAAACCCAAACCCAAAAGCCCCCAAACCUCCAAACUCAAGCUUGCUAAUUGAAUUUAAGAUAUGUAGCAUUCAAUUUAAACCUGAAUAAGGCCAGAUGCUCCUUGAUCACAAAGAAGAUAUUUGGCUUUGCUUUGACAGCAUUGUAAUUCCCCAGCAGUAAAUUAGAAUUCUGGCAGUUGCAGUGAUCGGAUUCAAAAUUGGGACAGCUGACAGUUAUGACCUUUUCAAUAUGUUUUUAGCCCAAUGAACAAUUUAUUGCAAUUUGUUCCUGUAAAUGGCUAUUGCUAUCUUCUUUUGUGUAGUUCCAGUUUUAGGCUGUUCUGCAAGGAACAUCUGUGUUGCACUACUUGAUUAUCAGAAAUGAUUUAAAGUACAGGCAUGAAUAACUUCACAAGAGUUGAAGGUGGUGAAGGAGCUGAAGGAGGUAGGAAAUACUUGCUGCUGAAAAUUAUUUAUAUUCUUAAGUAGAUUAGACACCAAGAAAUCCCAUAAUAUAUUUAGUAUCUUGAAGAAAUAGGAAGAAUCAGUAUCUAUGGUCAAAGAUCAGUCUGCUUCGUUAGUAAGGCAACUCCUAAAAACAAAAGAUAAAUUUCCACUGCAAGAUCAUUUAAACAACAUUGCAGCACAAUUUAAUUAAAUAGCACCUGUUUGCUUCUUGGCUUGGUGUUCACCAAACCACUUGUUAGCCAUAUUAUUUUCUGUAAAAACAAGCAGGGAAACAGAUAAUGUAUCCAUUUUCAACAUGUGUUUAAGACCUGGGAAAAGAAAAUACCAGAUCCUUACAUGUGCUAUAUCCAACAAAAUAGUUUUGGAUUGUAUGCUCUGUUUUGGAGAAGCCAUUACUGAGGGUUUGUUUUUUUUUCAUUUAGAGAUAUGUGAUGAUGAUAGAAGGGUGUGUGUUUUCCUAUUGUUCUGACAUUUUUAUAAUGUUAAUGAUUUAAAUGAUAAACCCCAUACUGUUGGAACAGCCUGGUGCUGAGGGAAAAAUAUGAAUUUUUGGAUCCGCUUGUUAAGGUAUGUGUGCACGUGUAUAUAUGUGUGUAUGUUUGUGUAUAUAUAUGUAUAUACAUGUAUGUAUGUCUAUUAAAAGAAGAAAAUACCAUACGGUAAGGGGAGUAUAGAUAUAAGGCAGAGCUAUGAGUGAUCAUUAGCUAGUAUGUUCCCUUUUGGCUACCCUUUUCUUCCCUCUACCAUCACUCUUCUUGUUAUUUUUAUUUAUUUAUGGAAAUUAAUGUGUGUUGUAUCUCCUAUAAAUGUUAUCAGAUAUUCCCUGUGGCUGGGGAGCUGUUGAACUACCUGAGGAACUCUGUAAUGUAUAAUCUCAUUUCAGUAACUUUUAGCAUAAUAUUUAUUAACUUUGUAGAAAUAGUAAUACCUCCUUACCCUGCAAAAGGAUAAUCUGUACAAGCUCUGUUAGUCUAAUUAAAACUGUUUUCUCCUCCUCAAUUUCUUUACGGGGGGGGGGAGGGGCAAUCCCUCUUAAUGACUGAUUAGUGUGCUGCGUAAGAAAGUUGCAUUGCUUUUUCUUAACUUUUGUAAACGAAAUAAUAAAUCCAACUAGUGAACAAGUGGGUCUAUGCAUAGUUGCAAUACUCUAAUCACUGUGACAGACUGGAUCAUCUGGAAAGUUAGGAGAAAAUAAGAAUUAUUUCCCUGAGUUGCUUGCCAAGAGAGAAUUAAAUUUCCAAAAGUGGAGCGGUGUGUUUUUCUCAGACUCCAUGUAUGUAAAAAAAAAAAAAAAAAACCCAACCCAAACACAUCCCAUAUUUUCAAAUAAGCUAUAGAGAAGUGAAAGAUACUAUUUUAAAUCCAUUAUCUAUCCAGUAAGAGUACUAAGGAUACUCUGCAAGUAUUAAGUGUGUAUAUAAGAAUGUGAAGUAUAUUUGUCCAUUUAUGAUUUCACGAAGAAAGAAUUUCAGGGGAGCUCUUUUGACAGUAGUUUAGAAGAAUUUCAGUUCAGAAUGUGAGAUUUUUCUGCGUUAUGGGAAGUUGAAAACAGAACUCAUUUGGGGCAUUGAGUUGGUGGUUUUUAUAAGUAUGCAUAUGUGUUCUGUUUAAAUGCAUAUAUGAGGUUAAGUGUUUACUGGCAGGGAAGGUGCAGGAAAUUACGAUGUUUCAGGCUAGCAGAAUCAAGUGGAAAAAUUGAGCAGAUAGGUCUUUUGUAGUGUUUGGCGAGAGCAUGGUUUUCUUUUUUGUCACUUGCACAGAGGGGUUCACAUAAGGGUUUGAAAACGUCCUACUGUGGGUU
This is a messenger RNA of Grus americana (Whooping crane), 11188 nucleotides long. RefSeq names its product neurobeachin like 1 (gene NBEAL1). The record is from RefSeq and is a predicted model, not a curated record. Gene Ontology annotation, biological process: intracellular protein localization. The coding region runs from base 407 to 8650 and encodes 2747 amino acids. The transcript is spliced from 56 exons. NCBI's taxonomy places the organism in Eukaryota, Metazoa, Chordata, Aves, Gruiformes, Gruidae. Gene Ontology annotation, molecular function: protein kinase binding. Gene Ontology annotation, cellular component: cytosol; membrane.